Capronia epimyces CBS 606.96 is the source of this 1581-nucleotide messenger RNA. Its product is annotated as serine hydroxymethyltransferase, mitochondrial. NCBI's taxonomy places the organism in Eukaryota, Fungi, Ascomycota, Eurotiomycetes, Chaetothyriales, Herpotrichiellaceae. Bases 1 to 1581 code for a protein of 526 amino acids. Gene Ontology annotation, cellular component: cytoplasm. Gene Ontology annotation, biological process: folic acid metabolic process; tetrahydrofolate interconversion; L-serine catabolic process. Gene Ontology annotation, molecular function: glycine hydroxymethyltransferase activity; pyridoxal phosphate binding; serine binding. The record is from RefSeq and is a predicted model, not a curated record. The transcript has 5 exons.
AUGGCCCGUCCUUUGGUCUCCAAGCGAAUUUGGGGUUCCGUCCGCCUAUCUCCCUCCAGGCUGUCAGUGUGCUCGUCAUGCAGAGCGACGGUCAGAGGGCUGUCGUCUUCAAGAGCGCUGACCUCAUCCCUGGUCGAGGCACAGCAUAAGUUACUAGGUGACCAUCUCAAAGAUGCCGACCCCGAAAUCUAUCAGAUAUUACAAAAGGAAAAAUCGAGGCAAAAGCACUUCAUCAAUCUCAUCCCCUCCGAAAACUUCACCUCUCAAGCAGUACUAGAUGCGCUAGGGAGCAUUAUGCAGAAUAAAUACUCUGAGGGAUAUCCCGGAGCCCGCUAUUACGGCGGUAACGAAUACAUUGACCAAUCAGAGCGUCUUUGUCAGAAGCGAGCCUUGGAGACAUAUCGUUUGAAUCCUGAAGAAUGGGGUGUAAAUGUUCAGCCCUUGUCUGGCUCCCCGGCCAAUCUGUACGCCUACUCAGCAUUGCUCGCCUCUCACGAGAGAAUCAUGGGCCUGGAUCUCCCUCAUGGAGGACAUUUGUCUCACGGUUACCAGACGCCGACCAAGAAGAUCUCGAUGAUCUCGAAAUACUUCGAAACAUUCCCAUACCGAUUGGACGAGUCCACCGGCCUAAUCGACUACAAGAAACUGCAUGACAACGCACUAUUGUACCGUCCGAAGAUCAUUGUCGCAGGAACGUCUGCAUACAGCCGACUGAUCGACUAUGAACGCAUGCGAGCCAUUGCCGACGACGUUGGUGCCUACUUGCUGUCCGACAUGGCACACAUUUCCGGGUUGGUGGCCGCCGACGUCAUCCCUAGCCCAUUCGCCUACUCGGAUGUCGUGACAACUACGACGCACAAAUCACUACGCGGGCCUCGUGGAGCCAUGAUCUUCUACCGAAAAGGGGUGCGUCGGACCAACAAAAAAGGGGAGAAGGAAAUGUAUGAUCUCGAAGGGCCCAUCAACGCGUCCGUCUUUCCCGGCCACCAAGGAGGUCCCCACAACCACACCAUCACGGCGCUGGCGGUCGCUUUGAAGCAAGCCCAGAGCAAGGAGUUCAAGGACUACCAGCAGACUGUGUUGGCCAAUGCGAAGGCGUUGGCCGAACGUCUCGGGAAUUCCGCUUACACAGGCGGACUGGGGUACAACAUCGUUAGCGGAGGCACGGACAACCAUUUAGUUCUCGUGGACUUGAAGUCAAAGGACAUCGAUGGAGCUCGCGUCGAGCGGGUUCUCGAGCUCUGCGGCGUUGCCGCGAAUAAGAACACCGUCCCCGGCGACAAAUCGGCCCUGAAGCCCGGCGGCCUUAGAAUGGGCUCACCCGCCAUGACGACUCGAGGCUUCCAGCCUCAGGACUUUACCAGAGUGGCGGAGAUCGUGGACCGCGCCGUCUCCAUCACCAUCAACGUCGACAAGAAGGCCCGUUCCGACGCCGAGAGCCAGGGCAAGAAGAAUCCUCGUGCCGUCAAGAGUUUCCUCGAUUAUCUCAAAGACGGCACUGAUGUGCCGGAUAUUCUGACCCUGAGGAAGGAGGUCGAGGACUGGGUGGGAACGUUCGCUGAGCCGUGGAUCAAAGAUUAA